AUGGUUGAACCCAAGGUGGUCGUGUGUGCAUUCGAUGAUGAAGCGAAUGGUCUUGUAGUUGAGAGUGUAUAUUUUGGAGUAACACUGGAACCCAAGAUGGUUGAGUGGGUCUGUGAUGACAGUGUGGAUGGGCUGGAAGCUGCUGGGGUCUCCGUCGAAGUAAGAACGGGCCGCGAGGUGGUUGUGCGUUCCUGUGGUGAUGGAGCGGAUGUGCUUGUUGUUGGUAGAGUCUUAAUUGGAUUGACGGUUGAAUCCUUGGAAAUUAUGCCUGUCUGUGAGGCCGAAAAUGGACUGCUGGUGGAUAAUGGCGCCUUAGUCGAAAUGAUAAUUUUAGAUGUAGACGUUCCUCCGGCUGACGGUAUCUUUUGA
Mesocestoides corti is the source of this 369-nucleotide messenger RNA. The record is from the annotation of a GenBank genome assembly. Lineage: Eukaryota; Metazoa; Platyhelminthes; Cestoda; Cyclophyllidea; Mesocestoididae.